CGUUAAACCCUCCUUCAACACUGGAUCUUCAAGCCACCGUCUCCAGUAUUUCCAGAGAAGCCGCCGGAAGAAGAAAUUCAGCCCGAAAUGGAUUCUUGUUGUCUGAAGAGAAAAAAGCCUCCACAGAUUGAGAUCCCUAAUGUCCUCCGCGAAAUCAGUGCCGGUGCUGUCCCGAGUUUCAGACCACCAGCCACCGCCACCCGAAACACCGCCGUGCGGUCCAGCGCCAAGGGAGUCGGCGUUUUCUCCCUCAAAGGCCGCAAGAAGUUCAUGGAGGAUUCCCACAAAAUCGUGUCCUCACAUCCCAAAAAGGGGUUUUUCGGGGUGUAUGACGGGCACGGAGGGAGCCAAGCUGCUGAAUUUGUAACAGAGAAUUUGCAUUUAAAUAUUAUGGAAUGUUUGAAGACUUGUUCUGGUAGUGGUGAAGCCAGGGAUGAAGCCAUUAAAGUUGGUUACUUGAAAACUGAUAGAGACUUCUUGGAAAAGGGCAUGUGCAGUGGUGUGUGCUGUGUAACUGCUUUGAUUGAAGGAGAUGAGGUUAUAAUAUCCAAUUUAGGGGACUGUAGGGCAGUUCUAAGUAGGGGUGGAUCUGCUGAAGCCCUAACGAAAGACCAUAGAGCUGGAGAAGAUGAUGAGAGGAAACGGAUAGAGGAUAAAGGAGGCUAUUUGGAGAUUCACAGAGGAGCAUGGCGAGUUCACGGUGUACUCUCUGUUUCUAGAAGCAUCGGAGAUGCUCAUUUGAAGCAAUGGGUAAUAGCCGAGCCCGAUACAAGGAGAAUGUGCCUUACUUCAGACAUGAAAUAUCUUAUUUUAGCUUCAGAUGGACUUUGGGACAAGGUUGAGAACCAGGAAGCCGUGGACGUUGUGAUGCAAUCAUGCCAGCAAGGAACACGUUCCCAACCCAAAGAAACCGCAGGUUCAACAGAAAAUGCAUUUGUAUUCAAUUGCAAAAGCACAAGUCCCUCAUCAAAGACGAAAAGAGUCUCACUUGUGAAAUCAAACAAAGGAAAUGAGUGUGAGUUUGGCAAUGAAAAUGCAAGCCCUGCAGCACAAAGGUCUCUAAGGGCCGCGUUGGCCAGGUCAAGCGUGGCAGACAUCUGGAAAGAAGCAGACGAUGAUUUUAGCCAAGAAAAUGAGAGUCCAAUGAAGGCUCGGCGAAGAUCACUUUCACAUUCAAGUAUAAGGGCAGGUUGUUGGUCUCCAUGCUCUAAUAAGAAAAGUGUUGAUGGCUGGAAAGAGAAUGAAGAAAAGAGUUCUUCUUGUAGCCUUGUGGCUGCCUGUAAGAGACUUGUAAACCUUGCAGUGAGCAGGGGUAGUGUGGAUGAUGUAACUGUGAUGAUAAUUGAUCUUGAUCAUUUCAAAGAUUAGCCUUGAAUCAUCAAGGGCAUGUUUACUCUAGGUGCACUAUAGAAACACUCAAAACUAAUAUCCCUCCAUCCUAAAAUGAUCUUUCAGUCACUAUUCACAUGGUCAAAAUUUAAUCACUUUCUUUAUCUAUUUUUAUUAGUUAUUCGAUAAAAAUUUAUAGUCAUGUCACCUCUUAUUUUGUAGUUCUUUUGAUGUAGUUUUAAAAUAUAUAAUCUUUAUUUCUUAAUUUUACACUUAUAAUCAAAUCAAUUGAAUUUA
Cuscuta campestris is the source of this 1626-nucleotide messenger RNA. NCBI's taxonomy places the organism in Eukaryota, Viridiplantae, Streptophyta, Magnoliopsida, Solanales, Convolvulaceae. The record is from the annotation of a GenBank genome assembly.